CUCACUACCAUCCCUUGGAUUUCCAAAUCCAUUUAAAAAAGACCUGUGCACAUCUCUAGAGCAGUUCAAUCUUCCAUCUUCCAUCUUCCACCUUCUUCAUCCUUCAAAUUUUAUCACUCGGGCUGAUUAAUCAUCCCAAUUCCCUGGACCGACACUCGAGGAGGCUGAUUGGGGCGGGUGAACGUCGAAAUGGACUUUACUAUUGCCGGCGCAUACCUAAGGCUUAUAUUUAUGGAGUGAGAAAAGAGACUGAAGAUUUGGACAUGUGGCAUAGGCAGUUAGGACAUUCGUCAGAUACAAUAAUGUCUUGGUUACCUGGUGUGAGUGAGUCUAAACAUGUUAUUUCUCACCCCUGUGAUAUUUGUUUUCAAGCCAAACAGGCUAGGGAUUCCUUUCCUCUUGGUAUAAAUAAUUCUACUCAUAAAUUUGAGCUGAUACAUUGUGAUCUAUGGGGCUCAUAUAACUCCCCUGCUUCUGGUGGCGCUAAACAUUUUUUAACCAUAGUUGAUGAUUUUUCUAGAGCAAUUUGGGUGUAUCUUCUUGUUGAUAAAACUGAGGUGUUUGCUAUGUUUAUGUCCUUUUGUGCUAUGGUGGAACGCCAAUUUUCCCAGAAAAUUAAAGUAGUACGCAGCGACAAUGGUACCGAAUUUAAUUGUCUUCGGGAUUUUUUUCGUGUAUCUGGCAUCAUCUUUCAG
Cuscuta europaea is the source of this 695-nucleotide messenger RNA. The record is from the annotation of a GenBank genome assembly. NCBI's taxonomy places the organism in Eukaryota, Viridiplantae, Streptophyta, Magnoliopsida, Solanales, Convolvulaceae.